CACAAGUAAUACCCAACAAAGAAAUUCCUAUAAUGAAUGUAUGAUUUGAACACAUGGCUUCACUCUCAUUAACUAUAUCAACAAUUUCAUUGGCCAACACUCACCAAAUCAACAUCAGCCUCACAAUCCUCCAAAUUCCCCCAAAUCUCAUCCCUUCUUUACUUUAAACCUCUCCUUUUAUUAUAUUAUUAUUUCAUUUUCCCACAAAUUCCCUAUUUACCAAUCAAAACCAAAACCACAAAUUUUUCCCCAACUACAAAUCCAACCUCUCUAAUUUCUCCACUUGUACUCUUUCUUGCUGCUACUUCUUCUUCUUUUUCUUCUUCACUGUUCAAACCCCUUCCAUGGCGGACGGAGCUGGAGUAUUUUAGGGUUUGUUUUUCUUUAUUCUUUUUUUCAAGCGAGUUCGUGCGGAAGAUGGAUGUUCAUGUCACCGGUUCUUGUCUUCAUCAAUAUUCUCUUCCUCCACCGCCAUUUGAGGCUGUGGAAGCUCCGCCCCCUCAGAAAGAAGGAACCGAACAGGAACUUGACUCUCUGGUUACGAGUUUAGGUGGAUGUCGCGACGGAGAAAAAGGGUCGGAAUCGGAUGUGCAGGAGGACGACGGAGCGGAAAUGGAGGUCGCGGCCACGGUGUCGAAGAAGGAGGAGGAGGAAGGUGGACGGGAGAGGCUGAAGAGGCAUCGGCGAGAGAUGGCUGGUCGGGUCUGGAUACCGGAGAUAUGGGGACAAGAGGAGCUUCUGAAGGAUUGGAUCGAUUGCUCCGCCUUCGAUGCUUGUUUAUUUCCGACCGGAAUCGGAUCGGCGAGGGCGGCGCUGGUUGAAGAAAGACGGAGGGCCAACAAUGGCGGACUCACGCUGGAGAACAGGUGCUGAUUUUUUUUUUUUUUUUUUUUUUUACGGUGGGGUAAAUUAAUUGCAAUAAAAUGAAAAAUGAAACAAAAAAGAAAAAGGAAAUUCAUUUCCCAAGCUCUGAAUAUUAAUUUUUCCAAUAUGCGGGGGAGAUGAUUUUGAAUGGAAAAUUAUCAAACAAAACUGAAAUUCUUUUGUUUUGUC
Molecule: messenger RNA, 1053 nt
Organism: Cucumis melo (muskmelon)
Lineage: Eukaryota; Viridiplantae; Streptophyta; Magnoliopsida; Cucurbitales; Cucurbitaceae
Product: protein BIC1
Exons: 1
Coding region: 418-873 (151 amino acids)
Biological process (GO): blue light signaling pathway
Source: RefSeq, a predicted model, not a curated record